UGAUGUAAUUUCCAGCCGGCCAGUUUCUCUCUCUCUCUCUCUCUCUCUCUUUCUCUCUCGCUCUCUCUCUUUUUCUCUGCCACUCUUCUCCAGCUGUUGUUAUCGAGGAAGUGGUCUAGGGGGGAAUUUGUUGCUCUCACACAACGAGACUCGUCAUUCAUUUGCAUCAAGACGCUCCUCUAUCAUUUCUUUAGAGGGGGGCGACAUAUUACACACCGAGUCAUUCAUUUCUUAGCAACCCCUACGCACGCCGAUCCCAUCAUGCUCUCCUUCUCGGGCCCGCGCCGUCACUCCCACGACGACGACGACAACGACGCGGGCGCCAUCGACCCCGAAUCGACCGAGUCGAACCAGCUCAUCCCCGCCCGCAAACGCCGCCACCGCGUCCGCGUCCAGGGACGGCUCGCCGUCGUCCGCAGCGUGUCCACCGCGAACUUGCGGCCCGCGGUGUCGUCAGUGGCCCCGGCGCUGCCAUCCCCGGUCGCGGCAGCGGUGGGCGGGACGGCGACCCCGGCAGCGGCGCCGCCCAAGUUCGAGUCAGGCGUCGCCGGCAGCGCCGCAGCGCCCGCACGGGGUAGGGGGAUGACCAUGAGGGGCAAGGGGAGGCGGACGCGGAGGGGGAGGAGCGUCGACGAUGCGAGCAGCGACGCCGGCGAAGAGGAGGACGAUGACGCGAGGGAGACGGCCGUCAGGGAUCGUCAGUUCAGGGGGUACGGCAUCGGAGGCGCCGGGAAUAUCAGGCGGCCGACCGAAGUCUACGGCGCGACAUCGAAACCCAGCUCCUUGUCUUCGAGGUUUUCCAUCUUCAACCCAUCCGGCUCCGGCUCCGGCUCCGGCUCUGGGUCGGCGGCCGAGACGGACAGAGGACAAUGGAGCUUCAGGGAACUCUUCGCCCGGACCGGCGAGCGCAAAGGAAAAGGGGUUGCUUGAGCCGUUUCAACCUUUGUCCUCAUACCAAACAACAUGGCAUUUUCGGAAGGGUUCAUCACGGGAAAAAAAGAAAUAUUCAUCAACUGGCGUUUUUGGGGGGUUGGAAUACAAAUAUCCGCACGACUCGGAGAAUGGGAUUUGAACGGCACAAAUGUCCCAAGGCUUGGUCCACGAUGCACAUAGACACAAGGGCCUCGAAAUAUUUCCCAAACAGCAUUGUUUCCGUCUUCGUCCACAUCUUUUUUAUCCCUCGGGGCUCAUAAAGAAGCUUAGACAGAACCUCAAGACUUUAAGUGAGUGAGACUGUGCGGCUAUGCAGCCGUUCAUCUAAUAUCAAACGGCAUCUUUUCGUGGGCCAGCGCCAUCCCGAUGCCUAAAGUAGCAGCACAUGUGAGCAUACACAAAUGAC
This is a messenger RNA of Colletotrichum destructivum, 1339 nucleotides long. RefSeq lists its product as uncharacterized. The record is from RefSeq and is a predicted model, not a curated record. Bases 262 to 930 code for a protein of 222 amino acids. The transcript is spliced from 2 exons. Lineage: Eukaryota; Fungi; Ascomycota; Sordariomycetes; Glomerellales; Glomerellaceae.